Messenger RNA from Trichoderma breve, 2697 nucleotides. RefSeq names its product coatomer gamma subunit appendage platform subdomain-containing protein. Gene Ontology annotation, biological process: intracellular protein transport; protein secretion; intra-Golgi vesicle-mediated transport. Lineage: Eukaryota; Fungi; Ascomycota; Sordariomycetes; Hypocreales; Hypocreaceae. The record is from RefSeq and is a predicted model, not a curated record. Gene Ontology annotation, cellular component: Golgi membrane; endoplasmic reticulum-Golgi intermediate compartment; endoplasmic reticulum. Bases 1 to 2697 code for a protein of 898 amino acids. Gene Ontology annotation, molecular function: structural molecule activity. The transcript has 6 exons.
AUGAGUUACGGAAAAAAGGACGAGGAUGCCGACCUGGGCUUGGUCAAGGUAGAUCGGACACAGGUCUUCCAAGAAGCUCGAUUGUUCAACAGCUCUCCGAUCCAGCCUCGACGAUGCCGAAUUCUCCUGACCAAGAUCGCCCUUCUCCUCUACACGGGCGAGUCAUUCCCCAAAAAUGAAGCCACCACCCUCUUCUUCGGCAUCUCGAAGCUCUUCCAGAACAAGGACGCCAGUCUGCGGCAGAUGGUGCUCCUCAUCAUCAAGGAGCUGGCCAAUUCCGCCGAGGACAUAAUCAUGGUGACUAGCACCGUCAUGAAGGACACCGGCGGCAGCAGCGACGCAAUCUACAGGCCCAAUGCCAUCCGUGCUCUGUGCCGAAUCAUCGACGCUACCACGGUGCAAGCCAUUGAACGUGUCAUGAAAACCGCCAUUGUGGACAAGAACCCGUCUGUUUCCUCUGCGGCGCUUGUUUCAUCCUACCACCUGCUGCCGAUUGCUAGGGAUGUCGUGCGACGAUGGCAGAGUGAGACUCAGGAGGCGGCCGCCUCCUCCAACUCGACAAUGGCUCAGUACCAUGCCAUUGGCCUCUUGUACCAGAUGCGCUCGCACGACCGCAUGGCCCUGGUUAAAAUGGUCCAGCAGUUCGGCGCUGCCGGGGCUGUCAAGAGCCCCGCUGCCACCGUGAUGCUGGUCCGACUGGCCGCGCAGCUUGCCGAGGAGGACCCCUCGCUUCGCCGCCCCAUGAUGCAGCUUCUCGACGGCUGGUUGCGACACAAGAGCGAAAUGGUCAACUUCGAGGCUGCCAAAGCCAUCUGUGACAUGCGCGAUGUUACCGACGCCGAGGUCAACCAGGCCGUCCAUGUCCUGCAGCUGUUCCUGACCUCGCCCCGCGCCGUCACCAAGUUUGCCGCCCUGCGAAUCCUCCACAGCUUCGCCUCUUUCAACCCCAACGCCGUCAGCGUCUGCAACACUGACAUUGAGCUCUUGAUCUCAAACUCCAACCGGUCCAUUGCUACCUUUGCCAUCACCACUCUGCUCAAGACUGGUAACGAGGCUAGCGUAGACAGGCUGAUGAAGCAGAUUUCGGGCUUCAUGUCGGAGAUCACUGACGAGUUCAAGAUCACCAUUGUCGAGGCCAUCCGCACCCUGUGCUUGAAGUUCCCCAGCAAGCAGGCCGGCAUGCUGACAUUCCUCAGCGGCAUCCUGCGCGACGAGGGUGGCUACGAGUUUAAGCGCGCCGUUGUGGAGAGUAUGUUCGAUCUGAUCAAGUUCGUCCCUGACUCCAAGGAGGACGCGCUUGCGCACCUGUGCGAGUUCAUUGAAGACUGCGAGUUCACCAAGCUGGCCGUCCGUAUCCUGCACCUCAUCGGUCUCGAGGGCCCCAAGACCGCCCAGCCUACCAAGUACAUUCGCUACAUUUACAACCGUGUCGUCCUUGAGAAUGCCAUUGUUCGCGCCGCUGCUGUCACAGCUCUUGCCAAGUUCGGCGUUGGCCAGAAGGAUCCCGACGUCAAGAGCAGCGUCAAGGUUCUGCUUACGCGUUGUCUAGACGAUGUCGAUGACGAGGUUCGAGAUCGAGCCGCCUUGAACCUGAAGCUGAUGGCCGAAGAGGAUGACGAGAUGGCCCGAAACUUUGUCAAAAACGACAACAUGUUCUCGCUCCCCUUCUUCGAGCACCAGCUGGUUCUGUACGUCACGUCAGACGACAAGUCUGCGUUCGACGUGCCGUUUGACAUCUCCAAGAUCCCCGUCGUGACCCGAGAACAGGCAGAUGCCGAGGACAGGACCAAGAAGCUUACCGCUACAACUCCCACAUUGAAGGCGCCAAAGGCCGGCCCAGCCAAGACACCAACAAGCGGCGCGGAGGCUGCGGCCUCUGCCAGCGCACAGGCACAGCGAUACGCACAGGAGCUGAUGCAGAUCCCCGAGAUGAAGGAGUUUGGCAGCGUGGUCAAGUCAUCGCCUGUCGUUGAGCUUACCGAGGCUGAGACUGAAUACGUCGUCAGCGUGGUCAAGCACAUUUUCAACGAGCACAUUGUGCUGCAGUACGAGGUCAAGAACACUCUUCCUGACACAGUCCUAGAAAACGUGUCGGUUGUAGCAUCUCCUUCAGACGAGGAGGACCUGGAGGAGGUAUUCAUCAUCCAGGCCGAGAAGCUGGCCACAAACGAGCCGGGCAAGGUUUACGUGGCGUUCAAGAAGGUCAAUGGCCAGACGUCACUGCCCGUUUCCACAUUCUCCAACGUGCUCAAGUUUACAAGCAAGGAGAUUGAUCCUUCAACGGGCGAGCCCGAAGAGACUGGUUACGACGAUGAGUACGAGGUGUCAGAAUUUGACCUCAGCGGUAGCGACUACGUCAUCCCUACAUAUGCUGGCAACUUCAACCAUAUCUGGGAGCAGGUUGGCGCUUCAGGAGAAGAGGCGGAGGAGACGCUGCAGCUGAGCAGCAUGAAGAGCAUAGCCGAGGCAACCGAGCAGCUGGCCAAGAUUCUAUCCCUACAACCUCUCGAAGGAACCGAUGUCCCCGUCAACCAGAGCACGCACACUCUCAAGCUACUGGGCAAGACAGUCAACGGCGGCAGAGUGGUGGCCAACAUUCGCAUGGCAUACUCGUCAAAAUCCGGUGUUACGACAAAGAUUACAGUCCGAGGCGAGGAGGAGGGCGUGGCGGCUCUUGUGAUUGCAUCUGUGGCAUAA